GGAGAAGCAGUAUGGCGCAGAAUCGCGUGCACAGUCGAUUGCACGACGUUGAGAUGGUUUAGUGGCGCCUGUAACUUCGCGUUAGGAAGGCAAGCAUUUAUCAGCAAACUGUCGACGAAUUGGACACCGAUUUUCCUUGUACAGAAUGAGAAUACCACGAACACGGGAACGCAGACAAGAGAUACAAGCGUAGUGACAGCAUUGCGCGCCUUUCAACCUGAUUGGCGUCGAUCGGAAGUCACCACCAAGAUGCCGUUCACGGCAGACGCCGCGGCGAGCCAGAUUCAAGAGCGGCUGAAGAACCUAUACCACCUGGUGCACGAGAUCGAAACGCAACGAGUCCGAUCGGAACACAAUCUAAAUAACAUCAUAAAGACCUACGAGAAGGUGACCCCAGAGGACAAGGUGUCCCCCUACUAUCAACAGAAGCUGAAGAACCUCUACAGUGCGGCGGUGGGUGACGCUCAGCAGGAGGAAGAGAUCCUUCGCAAGGCGCUCGUGAAGAUCAACGAGAUCCGCGCGAUCAGAAAUGAGCGACGCAUACAAGCCCGCAACGCAGGCAACAAGGAGACGAUCAGACGCGGUGCACUGAUGAAGAUGCUGCUGAGCACCGCGCAGACCCUCCCUCUGUACGUGGGCAAGUCACCAGGAGCAAAGCCGCCUCCUUUAUGCGGAGCGAUAGCAGCAGAGCCAACGUACAUCGCGAAGAUGGGCGACAUGGUGGCAGCGUUAGUUAAAGGCUCCGAGGAAGAGGAGAAUUGGAUACUUGCCGAGGUAGUCCAGUUCAAUCCCACCACGAACAAGUACGAGGUGGACGAUAUCGACGAGGAGCAGAAAGAUAGGCAUACCUUGUCGCGACGACGCGUGGUGCCCCUCCCGUUGAUGAGGGCCAACCCGGAGACCGAUCCUCACGCCUUGUUCCCGAAAGGAUCUAUCGUGAUGGCGUUGUACCCGCAAACCACCUGCUUCUAUAAGGCUGUGGUGAAUCAGUUGCCCACCACCGCUACCGAGGAGUACGAGGUCCUGUUUGAGGAUGCCACCUACGCGGACGGGUACUCCCCGCCGUUGAACGUCGCGCAGCGUUACGUGAUCUCCAUCAAGGAGAGCAAGAAGAACAAGAGUCAGUGUUAAUGGAGGUUGAUCCACUCGCACCAGUAUUAUUACCUUGAUUCUCCCGCUCGUUACCGUUAGUACUUUUCCCCUUUUCUUUUGUACCAGAGACUAUUGAUUCGAAACAAUAAAGUUCAUGACUUUCGAAUA
This is a messenger RNA of Hylaeus volcanicus, 1260 nucleotides long. RefSeq names its product SAGA-associated factor 29 (gene Sgf29). NCBI's taxonomy places the organism in Eukaryota, Metazoa, Arthropoda, Insecta, Hymenoptera, Colletidae. The transcript has 2 exons. The record is from RefSeq and is a predicted model, not a curated record. Gene Ontology annotation, cellular component: SAGA complex. Bases 250 to 1131 code for a protein of 293 amino acids.